This is a messenger RNA of Chanos chanos (milkfish), 1539 nucleotides long. It is a transcript of the gene clmpb, whose product is annotated as CXADR like membrane protein b. Bases 1 to 1539 code for a protein of 512 amino acids. The record is from RefSeq and is a predicted model, not a curated record. Gene Ontology annotation, cellular component: cytoplasmic microtubule; cell surface; membrane. The transcript has 9 exons. NCBI's taxonomy places the organism in Eukaryota, Metazoa, Chordata, Actinopteri, Gonorynchiformes, Chanidae.
AUGGACAAGCUCCUGGGCUCCGUCCGGGAUCCUCUGCUGAAAAAGGCAGUGAUCAGACAGAUUGUAGGAUUGGAUGGGAGCUGGAGGGAGCCACUGCAUCACUGGCACCACGCCAGCACCUGCCUGGCAGGCCUGCAAAUCAACGUGUACCAGGUGGGCGGAAUCGUGUGUCCCACCUACCUCCUUGUUCCUCUCACCCCUGGAGACCCUGCUAGCCGUAAAUCCCCUUCGACGCCGUUCUGUAAUGCCACUGGCGCUGCCCGCUGGUCUCCCAGUAAAUUAGCCUUGCAACCCUGUGGCACCAUAAACCUGACAACCAUGCUGUCAGAUUACCGUAUUGUUAACCAGGCUUCUCUGUCCCUGUGUUUACCCUUGGUCCAUGUGUUCUGUCUUUCUUUCUUUCUUUUAGUGCUGCUUAGCCUUCUUUCUGCUGGUGCUCAGACGGAGAUGAAGAGGGUUGUGGGGGACAAUACAACGCUGCCAUGCCAUCACCAGUUCUGGCAGUCCAGUGGACAAUCUCUGGACAUCGAGUGGCUUCUGCAGAAACCCAACAUCAAACAGCAUGUGAUCAUCACCUUCUUUGGAAACGAGGUGUACACUACCCAGGCGAAUCGGCUCUCGUUUGCCGGAGACUACCUGAAGGGUGAUGCCUCUCUGCUCAUCAGUGACCUCCAGCUGACUGACUCAGGAGAGUACCACUGCAAGGUGAAAACUGGUGGAAAGUAUCACUGGAGCCAGGUCAACCUUCUAGUGCUGGUGAAACCAUCUAAGCCACGCUGCUGGAUGGAGGGUCGGCUUCUGGAGGGCAGCGAUGUGAAACUGAGCUGUAAGUCGUCGGACGGCUCAGAGCCCAUCCGUUACAAAUGGGAGAGAGUCCUGGACAAAGGCAAGAGCGUGGGCAAACUGCCCCCUCUGGCCCUCAUAGACCUGAAGAACCCUGAGAUAGUCACUCUGAGGAACCUGACGCAGGACAGUUCCGGCGAGUACAAGUGCACGGCCAUGAAUGAUGUUGGAGAGGAGCAUUGUCUCAUUGAAGUGACCAUGCAGCAUGUGCGGAGUAUGGGCGUGGUCGCUGGUGCAGUGGUGGGUGUGUCCUUUGGUGUUCUCCUUAUCAUCCUCAUCAUUUGGCUGGUCUUUCGAAAGAAAGAAAAGAAAAAGUACGAAGAGGAAGAAACACCAAAUGAGAUUAGAGAGGACGCAGAAGCUCCCAAGGCUAAGCUGGUUAAACCCAACUCGCUGUCCUCUUCUCGGUCUGGAAGCUCUCGUUCGGGUACCUCUUCCACCCAGUCCAUGGUGCACAAUAGCGCCCCUCGUGGACCUCACCCUCACCCCCGGCCCCCGGCUAUUGCCGCCCUCAAGGAGAACGGACAGCCCGCAGGUUUCCCCCAGUCUCCUCCCUCCUACACACAGGUGGUGUCUAAGACCCCGGAACCGCCCGCCACCCCAAAAUUCAGACCCCCAAACCCACCAGUAGGGUUGGCUGUUCCAGGAGGAGGUGUCAUAGUUCCAGCUCAAAGCAAGGCUUUUCAGACUGUCUAG